Schistosoma haematobium is the source of this 7284-nucleotide messenger RNA. RefSeq names its product LIM/homeobox protein Lhx4, variant 2. The coding region runs from base 2192 to 2695 and encodes 167 amino acids. The record is from RefSeq and is a predicted model, not a curated record. Gene Ontology annotation, molecular function: RNA polymerase II transcription regulatory region sequence-specific DNA binding; DNA-binding transcription factor activity, RNA polymerase II-specific. The transcript is spliced from 2 exons. NCBI's taxonomy places the organism in Eukaryota, Metazoa, Platyhelminthes, Trematoda, Strigeidida, Schistosomatidae. Gene Ontology annotation, cellular component: nucleus. Gene Ontology annotation, biological process: neuron differentiation; regulation of transcription by RNA polymerase II.
CUUGUUGUCUUAUAACACAUAUUGCUGUAUAUUUUUUUCCUUGAUAUAUAAUAAUUACUAUUUAAAUGGUUUAGGGUCAUAUUCAGUUAGUUAAUAGUGAUCUUGAUUACACACACUAUUGUAAGAUUCAUUGAAAAAAAUCAUAUUUUCUGAAAAAUAAAUUAAUUUACAGAUCAAUAAUUAUUAGUAGUUAGACGGAUACUUUUAAAUCGAUCAAUCAAAUUUUCUUGAUAAUCAGCUUAAUUUCAGUUUUUCUUCGAAUUCAAUACCGUGGUAAAUAAAUAUCAUCAGUAUGUGGUCGUGGGGAUUGUCAAGUUUUUGAUUGAGAUUAUGAAUCAGUCUAGUCAUGUUCUCUACAAACUUGAGAUCUAUCAUUUAUAGAAUUCAUGAUUAUCCCCAAAGCAUGUUGAUAAAUAUCACUUUCAUAGGAGGAGUCAGUAUGGCAAUCACAUUAUUAAGUUGUCUUGGAAGCAAAAAUGUUUCGAUAUAUUAAUGUUUUUUUUUCUUGAAUCGAAUUAACUCCAAGUGCUUGUUUCUGUUAUAGAAUAGUCAUCAAGUACUUCUUCUUUGAAUAGCAUUUCAUUGAACCGUUUAUCUAUGAUCAACAGAAAUGAAUUAUAACGUUUAUGCAAGCCAGAAGUAAAAAAGACUAUAUUUAACCAUGAUCUUGGUAAAACAGCUAACAUAAAUGGUAAAUUCUCCUCUAUAUUACUCAUUAAUCAAAGCAGAUAUCUAUUUGUAAUUUUAUAAAUGAUAUUAAUUUUCUUUAAUUAUUUAGUCGCUUUGGAACAAAAUGUGCAGGUUGUGAUAAAGGUAUUCCACCAAUGGAAGUUGUUCGGACAGCUCAAGAAAAUGUAUAUCACUUAGAUUGUUUUUCAUGUGUCAGCUGUGCUCGUAUGUUAAAUACAGGCGAUGAAUUCUAUCUAUUACGUGAUCGAAAACUAAUGUGCAAGUCAGAUUUUGAAACUGCUAAAGCUCGAGGUAAAAAAUAUUUUUUGAUAAAAAUCUAAAAAUAAUAAAAUAAUUUCAGGUAAAAAUUUUUAAUAGUUGAGAUCAUGAGUCAAUCAAAGCUAGACCACCAUGGAAAACCUGGAAGCGAAUGCUCACUAGUGACUGGCUUCAAGAGGUAUUUCCUAGAGUUCUAGUGAGAAGCAGUGAGCAGUAGAGUUCAACCGGGUCUGUUGUGAGAUAGUAACUCACAAAAGAAAAUGGUGGGUUUGUCACUCAAUUUCGUCGAUUAGUUGAAGUUAGACAUUGAAACUGUUGGAUGGCAGCCGGAUCAGUGGUCUAGUGGUUAAGCGUUCGCGGGCGAGACUAAUAGAUCCUGGGUUCGGAUCUCGUGAGGCGGGACUGUGGAUACACACUGCUGAGGAAUCCCACAAUAGAACGAAACGGCCAUCCAGUGCUUCCAGGUUUUCCAUGGUGGUCUAGCUUCAACUGACUCAUGAUCUAAACUAUUUAAAUUAACAUAAUAUUCCAAAAAAACCUGAUAAAAAAAUUUUGUAGUAAUUUAUCUAUAUGAAGAUACUUCUAAUGGUUUGUUACCAUGAUACUCGUGGACAGUUAGGUAAUUAGGUUUACACUUUUAAAAAAGUCAGAUUACAUCCAUGUUGUGGAUUUCUAAUUUCUUAUACUGUCAGAAAAGUUGAUUUGACCAUAUGUUCUUCGUUCAGUCUUAAUCCGGUAUUUUUAUGUUUCAUCAUCCCAUACUAGGAUGAAAUGGCCGUCCAGUGCUUCCAGGUAUUCCAAGGUGGUCUAGCUUCAAUUGACCCAUGAAUUCAACUAUUAAAUUAUAUUAUUUUCUUGAUAAAUUUACACCCUUCUGAAUCAUGGAUAACGUCAUGUAUUAAAUAUGGGGGUAUGGUAUUUGAGAUUAACUUCUGGGAUGGUGGAGAGAAUUCGUAGCUCAGGUGAAUGAUUUUGCUGGAGUUUUAUUCUUUGGGCUGGAUGGUUUGGUCUUAGAGCUUUCAUCGUUCUUCUGAACGACAUCAUCAGCACAAACUUCAGAUAGAAGGCCAAACCAUCCAUCUCAGAGAACGAAAUUCCAUGGAGAUUAACUUUUACCAAACUUGUGAAUUGUAUUUAGAGGAAAUGCAAUGACUUUAUUGUAAUAUUUAAAAAUGUGCUUAUGUAUCUAUAUUACCAUUUGAUCCCUUUGAAUUAUAAAUAUACUUAACUAAGUAAAUGUAUUAUGCUACAUCUAUAUUUUUUAGAAGCAGAAUUAGACAAUGCUAAUAAACGUCCUAGAACAACUAUUUCAGCUAAACAACUGGAAGCACUUAAAAGAGUUUAUGGUGAAAGUCCAAAACCGGUACGUCAUAUCAGAGAACAACUUAGUGAAGAGACUGGUUUAGAUAUGCGUGUAGUACAAGUAUGGUUUCAAAAUCGUAGGGCAAAAGAGAAAAGAUUAAAAAAAGAUGCUGGAAGGAAUAUCUGGUCAAUUUCUGACUCUUUAUUAAUCAGUAGUGCAAAUACAAGUACUAAUAGUAAUACACCUGUUUGUAUGAAUGAACCAUACUUAUUUUCAACAUGUUCAAAUGAUUUAGAUAAAAGUUCUGCACCAUACUGCGGUGAUAAUUCAAUUAUACUAGAUGAUUCAACUAGUGGAGAUGAAUAUCUAUCUAAGGAUGAAUUUCAGGGUUCUGGUUCAAGUAAGUUUACUUUCACUUAUACUCAAGUUUUUGAAUUUAAGUGAUGAAAUAGUAGGAUAGAAGUAAAAUACCCUAGUAAUCCUAUCUAGUGUCUAGCUAUCUACAAUCUUCAACUGAUUUUAUUCUUAUCCAUCAAUAGGACACAGUUUAGAUAAUUAUUAGAAGUGUUUGUUACUCAAUGAGUGUUUUCAUUUAAUAAGGAAACAAUUUGAAGAUGUUAAGUAAUUCAUCAGCAGUAACUAUGUACAAAUGUUAUGUGUUUUCGAGAUUUAUAAGAUUAUCCUUGAUAAGUUCAAAAAGAUAUAGUAUAAUCAAAUGGUUCACUUUAUGAAACUGUCCCUGAAGAAACUUUUGAAGUAAUAAUGAAUUUCUAUCGCAUUCUUUCUUUUAACAUAAUCUGAUUUAUAAUAUGAUAUCUUCCUAUUCUUAUAGUUACAUUAAUUAUUGUCCGUAUGAUAGCAUAAUUCGAUCAUUUAAAAUAAAUUAACAAUUCAAUGACAAGGAAAUAAAAUAUCAUCAUUCUACAGUAUCGGUAGUUGAAGUUGAUAUCUAUUCGUUCGCACUGUUAUUUAUGCUGAGGAGUCCCACAAUAGAAUGAAACGGUCGUUCAGUGCUUCCAGGUUUUCCAUGGUAGUCUAGCUUCAAUUGACUCAUGAUCCCAACUAUUGAAAUUAAAAUUACCUUUUUUACACUUGUCAACUUGAAAAAAAUGUGGGUUUUUGACAGAAAGGUUAAUUAUUCUUUACAUCUUUACUAAUAUUCUAAAGCUAGUUUAGUAAAUGUAGCAUCGUAAUCUCUGCUAAGAUAAGAAUGAAUUCUACUCUUUUUAUAACUUUGGUGUGCGCUACUUAAGUAGUAUAUAACGCUAGUCAGGAAUAGAAUGUUUGGAAGCAGAAGGUUAAGAAGAUCGAAGAAAAUAUAACGAGAACAGAGAAUGAUUGAUGUGGAAACGAAAGAAUAACAGAGUCUGAGACGAUUGACUGAUAUUUUUAAAAUGAAGUAUUUACUGUAUGGUUCUCAUAUUUUACUAAGAAAUUCGGUAAUUUUGUGUUCAAAUACAUUCGAUUGUCCCCACUUGUAUUCUCGUUCACUACAUAACUACACUAAAUCAGUAACAGAUGGUUUCAAUCGAAGAUUUAUUAGUUUCAAGUGAGCUCUUAGAAAAGUAACAGAGAUAAAGUUUUAUUGGAUAGAUUUUAUGAUCCAAUAUUAGAUUACAAAUGUUUCAGUUGGUUUAUGAAAUAUUUUUAAUAUAGGGGUUAUAGGUUUACGAAUUCACAGAAUCAAUGGCUUCCAAUUCAAACACUCCAUAUUUGUAAUCUUUUUGCAAACUACUAAGUAGUUAGCUUUUGGAGAUAUUUAUAACAAUUGGACUAAGUUAAUAUUCGAAAAGUAACUUAUGAUAACAAUUUUCAGUAAAAACUCUAGUGGUAUUUAGAUGCGGAGUUCUUGAUUCCGAUGAGUGUUACUUCGGUAGCCUCUACUGUUUGACUUGAUUCUUCCCUUAUUUUGAUAUAAAAUGGUGUCAGAUUGAAAAUACUCGUUAAUGUGUCACUACCAGUGACACAAACACCAGAAUUUAGGAAUUACCAUGAAGAUGUUCUCUGUUUCUUUUAAGAUAACAGAUAUAAUCCAUGUUGAGACUUUCUCUGGAGUAAGAAAAAGAACUUUCAAUCUAUCAAGUAUUCCUAAAACUAUUUUUUCGUAAUUCUUUACUUACAUUUUGCUCAUGUUUCAUAAUAUAAAAAUGUAAAUUUCCAUCCCCAGGUGAUACAGACAGCAACUGUUCAGAGGAACCUGAAGAUUUGAAUCAGUCUUUAAAUUUUUCUGUUGUAUGCGAUCCUACACAUUCGAAGCAUACUACAGAUAUACCAACCACUGAAAAGUUAUCAUUAAAUAAAGAUGAAUUCCUAACUCAUGACAAUAAAUCUGCAAUUUUUCAGGCAUUUUCAAAGUCUGCCUUAUACGAGAACCAUUCAGUUCACGAUUUAGUUUCAACAAAAGCAGAACAAGUACAUGAUGUAAAGUUCCAUGGUUCUACUCAAACAUGGUUAUCUACUCCACGGCCUUUUCAAAAUCAAGGCUUUUCAGUUGACAAUCGGUCGUUCAAACCAGAUAAUGAUAAUAUUAUCUUAAAACACAGUACAGAAAAUAUCAGUGUUUUAAAUGAAUCAGACAAUAAAAAUCAUAGCAUUUUACGUUUUGCAUCAAAUCCAUUUGUUUCAAGUAGUAUUAGCUUGAAUAAGCAAGUUGUAUCUAACAGUGAAUUGUCAACAAAAGAAACAUAUUUACAGCCUGUUGACUUCUAUCCUUAUUGUCUAAAUGCAAGCAGUCUUUCACAAUAUGGUAUUCCACAAUCAAGUUCAUCAUAAAUAAUCCUGCUUAAAAAUUAACCCAAUAAUAAUGGUAUACCACCACACAAAAUGAUGUGAUUCAUACGAUCCUUUUGUAGCUAUCAGAAUAUAUUACGGCAAACAUUUUGCUUAUCACUUACAAAACCAAUAACAGAUUAUGGACACAAAAAAUACAACAGUACUGAAAAUCUUUUUUUUCAGUAAUAUUUAACAAAAUGAAAUUCAUUAUCUGAAUUCAGAAUUUUUGGCAUAUUCACGAUGUAUUUCACUCAUCUUUGUGUUAACAUCUAUGCUACUUGUCUCUAAACAAUAUUUCAUUUUGUUGGGCAAUAUUAUUCAAUUUGUUCUUAUGUAUAAGUAUUGCUUUUAAAGAAAGACUACCCAGUUAGUUCAUCAUGUAUCUACAUCAGUUUAGAUUAUUAUUAUUUAAUUUGGAUUUAAUAACUAAACACCACUUGUAAAAUUGUUUUACAAUGAAUUCAAAUUAUGAAUAAGACACUUUCAUUUCAAUUUAAUCCUUCUAAAAAGUAUGAGAUAAGGUUCACACUUAAAAUUCAGUUAACUUUACCUAUUCAAUUUUUUAUUUGUAUUUUAAAGUAAUUUAUUAGAACUUUCUUAUUAUUGUAUCUCUAAAGUCAAUUGUGUCUACUAAUUGAUAAGUUAACAAUAAGAUGGUUAUCUUUUGGAGAUGAAAAAAACAAACAUUUAAAGUGAACAGAAUCGCAUUAGUUACAAGAUUACAUAAUUUUUUUUCUAAUAGAAUUUGUAUGGUUUGACUGUUAACUACCAUUCGAUUGACAUUAAUUUAUGAUUAAUUCUAUUUUCAUGUCAUACGGUUCUCAAUAAUAAUAAAAUUCUAUCCCUCGAACUAGUCAAGUUUGUUUUAUUUUUUUUGGGGGUGGGGUGGAUCUUUAAUGCCUUAUUUUCAUUUACCACUAAGAAUCCCACAAUGUUGAUUAUGUUUAUCAUUCAAAUGUUAUAGAUACUCUAGUAAGUAACUAGGGUGAAAAUCAUCCCUUUAAUAAAACCGUGAUUAAAGUGCACAAAUGAUAAAAGUGACUUCUUUGUUGGAUGUUUCAAGAUAAGAGACUUUCUAUGGUUUAAAAGGGAAAUUAGGAAUCAUGAGAAUUAUGGACACAAACUUAUAUGAAAUAUUUAUUGGGAUGAAGUGUAGUGCACUAAAAAGCUUUUUUUUAUAGUAAAUUUUGACGAUCAGAUUACAUAUAAAUGGUUUGCCAGUGAUAUAAUUCAUACAAUCAUUAGUAUAGUGUUGUAGAGAUUAUUAAGUUCUUAGUUGAGAUCAUGAACCGAUUGAUGUUAGACUACCAUUGAAAACCUGGAAGCACUGAACAGCCGUUUCGUCCUAUUAUGAGAUUCCUCAGCAGUGCGCAUACAUGAUCCCGCACGCAGGAUUCGAACACGUAACCUUUGAUCACGCGCGCGAACACUUAAUCUCUAGACCACUGAGUCGGCAUCCAACGUUGUUAAUGUCUAACCUCAACCAAUCCACGAAAUUGCACGACCAUCUUCCAUUGUACCAAGGUAGAUACCUGUCCCUACCUGACUUGGUUUAACACCAUUGGAUGCCGACUUGCUGGUCUAGAGGUUGAGUGUUUGAUUAUCAAUCUUAUAGUUUCAUUCAACCUGUAAACCUAUUUAAGUAACCACCGUAAGACUAGUCAUUUCAGCACUAACAAUUUUAUACUAUGUUACCAACAUUCUUAAAUUUAAACGUUCUAAUUAUAAAAGAUGUAUUUGGCUAAGAAUUGACUAAGUUAUUGAAAAUAAUAUCCUUUGUUCAUAAUUCUGCUUCCUUUUUUUAGACUUCCCAUGUUGAAUAGAAAUGCAUGAAUAAUUUAUCAGUCUCACUGUAAUAGAAAGCAAGAACAUAUAUACAAUAAUGUAAAGGCCUAUUUGAUUAAAAGUUUAUAAAUCAUAAGAGUUCAACUGAAUAUUCCUUACUCAGAAUUAAACAAACAGCAGUAAUUCACAAUGUUCAAUGAAAAUUUAAAGUUUGAAACUAAGAAACAAUUACAUAACUCUAUGGAUUAUAAUUUACAAUAAUCUGGUACACUAACAUUAUGCUUAAAAUAUAAGUGACUGAAGAAAACAUACUCCGUAAAUAAAUAAAAAAACGACUCAUCCGAACCACUUAACAUUUAACUUAAUGGCAUGAUCAUUUGAUUGAAAAUAAGAUAUUAGUAACUUGAUACUCUCCUUACCAUAUCAAGAACUAUACGGAUAAAUUUCAAAGCAAACCUACAAAAUUUAAUAGUUUU